AUGUCUUCAACGAGUACAUUGACAGUAGUCAGCGACUCCAUUCGACAACAUGGCGGAGUCGAACAUAAUCAGAACGCGGAUAUCAAAUCACCGCCGGCUACUCUACAGGCCGUGAAGACGCCCGGCAAAGAAGAUGUCUUCCCUGAAGGCGUCAACCAAGCAUCGCCAUCUGGACGUUCACUGGAGCAAAUGGGGUUGGACGAGACCACACCGCCUGAAGACCAUGCCGUCGAAGUGAAGGAGACUUGGAGGAGCCCGCGGGUUAACGUUGCUCGUAUGGCCUAUAUCUUCUUGACCAUGUUCAAUCUCGGUCUCCACGACGCAUCCUACGGGCCUCUCAUCCCCUCGCUCGAAAAGUACUACGGCCUCAACUACACGACGGUGUCCCUGGUCUUCCUCGCCACAUUCCCCGGCUAUCUCUUCGCAGCUCUCUCGAGUGACAGGAUCCACCUCAAAUUCGGGCCGCGAGGAAUCGCGGCCAUGGCCUCCACGAUGCGGAUAGCGACGUACCUUGUUAUGGUCUGCCAUCCCCCGUGGGCUGUGAUCGUUGUUCUGCUGGUCUUCUGUGGCAUGGGUAAUGGACUGCUCGAUGCGGGUUGGAAUGCCUGGGUCGGCGGGCUCGAUCGGCCGAAUGAGUUGCUCGGGUUUGUGCAUUCUCUCUACGGCCUCGGAGCUGCAAUUGCCCCCCUCAUUGCGUCCGCCAUGGUCGACAGGUCUGGUCUUGCGUGGUAUGAGUACUACUACAUCCCCCUUGCACUGUGCUGUCUGGAGCUCGUGACUGGUGUGGCUGCAUUCUGGAAAGAAGACGGCGCAGAGUUCCGACGAAAGAACGCCAGCUCUCGCAGUGAGGGUGGCCGCACGAGAGCCGCGCUGAAGCUCAGAGUCACCUGGACCAUUGCCAUCUUCUUGCUGUUCUACGUCGGUGCAGAGGUAGCGCUCAGCGGCUGGGUCGUCACAUUCAUGCAACGAGUUCGAGGAGCACCUGCAUUCGACUCGUCUCUAACAGCAACCGGCUUCUGGCUCGGUGUCACUGUCGGCAGACUAGUCCUCGGCUUCAUCACCCCUCGACUUGGAGAACGCUGGUCCAUCAUCGGCUACCUCGCCAUCGGCAUGGCUCUCGAGCUGAUCUUCUGGCUCGUCCCUCAAUUCGUCGUCUCCGCCGUCGCAAUCGCCCUGCUGGGUUUCUUCCUCGGACCCAUGUUCCCCGCCUCCGUGGUCAUCCUGUCAAAGACCCUCCCGAAACACCUUCACGUCGGCGCGAUCAGUUUCACCGCCGCCGUGGGCAUGGGCGGUGCGGCUGUGUUGCCGUUCGCAGUGGGUGCUAUCGCCAGCGCGGCUGGUGUGCAGGUGCUUCAGCCGAUUAUCCUGGCGAUUUUGGCGAUCUUGCUGUUGAUGUGGUUGUCGUUGCCGAAGGUACCGAAGGAUAAGCGGUCGGAGUGA
Molecule: messenger RNA, 1440 nt
Organism: Zasmidium cellare ATCC 36951
Lineage: Eukaryota; Fungi; Ascomycota; Dothideomycetes; Mycosphaerellales; Mycosphaerellaceae
Exons: 2
Coding region: 1-1440 (479 amino acids)
Biological process (GO): transmembrane transport
Cellular component (GO): membrane
Molecular function (GO): transmembrane transporter activity
Source: RefSeq, a predicted model, not a curated record